This is a messenger RNA of Pleurotus ostreatus (oyster mushroom), 1158 nucleotides long. RefSeq lists its product as uncharacterized. Bases 1 to 1158 code for a protein of 385 amino acids. The transcript has 6 exons. Gene Ontology annotation, biological process: ubiquitin-dependent protein catabolic process. NCBI's taxonomy places the organism in Eukaryota, Fungi, Basidiomycota, Agaricomycetes, Agaricales, Pleurotaceae. The record is from RefSeq and is a predicted model, not a curated record. Gene Ontology annotation, molecular function: polyubiquitin modification-dependent protein binding. Gene Ontology annotation, cellular component: cytosol.
AUGGCCGACGACGCAGCAGCCCCCGAGAUAAAUGUUAACAUUAAAGGUCCCAGUGAACUCAAACUCCAAAUCACUAUCAAUACAGACAAAACCGUACGAGAGUUGAAGGAGGCAAUCGCUGCCAAAUCAGACGUCGAGGCAGACCGACAAAGGCUGAUCUACUCCGGUGACGAGGAUCAACUCUCAGUGUAUAAGAUUCAGACGGCGCACACGAUCCAUAUGGUCAAGGGCGCUGCACGAUCGGGAGGUGCAUCAACUUCAUCGACGACGCCGCAACCAUUACCGACGAUGCAAGCGGGACAGAACCCUCGCGAUCCACUCACACAAUUGAACAGUCAUAUGGGAUACGGCGCAAUGGCAGGGCUGAAUCCGUUUGCGGACAUGGGUCUUAACCCAAAUGACCCGAACAUGAUGCAAACUAUGAUGAACUCGCCUGAGUUCAUGCAGCACAUGGCUGGUGUUAUGUCUAACCCACAAGUCAUCGACCAGAUCAUUGCUUCCAACCCCCAGCUUGCUGCGAUGGGCCCGCAAGUACGAGAAGUCUUCCAAAGCGAGCGGUUCAGACAACUACUCUCCAGCCCCGAACAGAUGCGCAAUAUGCUUCAAAUGGCAUCCAUACUCGAAGGCGGCGGCGGUUUAGGCGGUAUGGGUGGGGCAGCCAUGGGUGGGCCCCUAGGCAACCCGUUCGGACAGUUAGGUGGCGCUGGCGGAUUCCCCGCGCCUGGUGUCCCGAACACUGGCGCAACAAGUCCCGGUGCCACUCAAGCCACGGACUCUACUGCUGGGUCGGCACCAACGCCGUUUAAUAUGUUCACUGGAGCCGGCGCAGGAGCCGGGGCUGGUGCGACUGGGGCUGGUGCUGGGCUUCCGCCGUUCAAUCCCGCCCUCAUGCAGCAAAUCCUUGCGGGUGGUGGUGGUCCGUUCGGUGGUCUUGGUGGAGGUCUUGGGGGAGGGUUCGGGGGAGGUCUCGGGGGUCUCGGGGGUGCUCCGCCAGCGCCAGCUGACGCACGGCCACCAGAAGAAAGAUUCCAAGUUCAACUCCAGCAACUGCAAGAUAUGGGAUUCCUAAACGCCUCUCAGAAUGUCCGGGCUCUCCUGGCUACGGGCGGUAACGUGCACUCUGCUAUCGAGUAUAUUCUUGGUGGAGGAGGGCUGUAG